Messenger RNA from Trichoderma breve, 876 nucleotides. RefSeq names its product cytochrome p450 domain-containing protein. The transcript is spliced from 3 exons. Gene Ontology annotation, molecular function: oxidoreductase activity, acting on paired donors, with incorporation or reduction of molecular oxygen; heme binding; monooxygenase activity. The record is from RefSeq and is a predicted model, not a curated record. Bases 1 to 876 code for a protein of 291 amino acids. Lineage: Eukaryota; Fungi; Ascomycota; Sordariomycetes; Hypocreales; Hypocreaceae.
AUGUCGCCUUUGCGAGGAGUCCAGCGUCAAAUUACCGACUUGGUUCGACCAUUGGUGCUAGAAAGCUACAGAAAGCUGAAGCAAGGCGGUCAAGAUUCUAAAGGAACUACAAGUGAACCACCCGAAGGCGAACAAGAAUCAUUGAUGGAUUCUCUUGUUCGCACGGCUGUAUCGAGGACGCCGUCUCUGACCGUUGAGGAGGACAUUGCCCACGAAAUUACUAUGCGAUUUCUUAGCAUCUUAUUCCUCUUUUCGGGGAGUCCGACAUUGACGGUUGCGAACAUGGUUCUUGACCUUGUCAGCGAGCCACGGGAGCUAUACUUUGAUGCUCUACGUUCCGAGGUAACGUCUGUAUUCGAAAAGUACGGCGGCAGAUGGACGUUGGAGAAUCUCAAGGAACUUGAUCUCACAGACAGCUUCAUUAAAGAGUCGAUGCGCUUACGUCCAGCAGCUUUUACCAUAGCUGGCCGCAAAGUUAUCAAUCCUCGGGGAUACACUCUCCCAGAUAACUCAGCCACGGUGCCAUUCGGCUCCUAUUUGACUCUUCCCAUGUACGCCAUACAUCACGAUCAAAACCACUACCCUCCUCGAACUGGAGACGGGUCCGAUUUCGAUGGUUUUCGGUUUAAGGGGACGGAGAACAAUGAAGCUGUGCCACUUGUGGGAAGUAGUGAAACAUUUCUCUCUUGGGGCGCCGGCCGUCACAUCUGUCCGGGGAGAUUUGCAAGUGCUGCCAUACUCAAAAUGUGCCUAGCUGAACUGAUACGAAAAUGUGAUUUCAAGCCUCGUAGUCGGAUAUCUGAUGUCACAUUUGCGAAUAUCUAUGUACCGAGCAAGACACUGACGGUGGAGAUGCGGAGGCGGAACUCGCAGUGA